AUGUUUCAGAUUGGACAUGCAAACGAACAUUUUUUAAGUGCAUUGCAGGACUUUGAAACUGCUGCACUCGAUGACAGGCGAAGAGUUUGGUCGCCGGGCACAGAAGUUUUGGCAAGUGCAGACAUUGAGUAUGUUGAGUCAAACUUGGAAGAACAAGAGGUGAUUGUUUUGCGCAAAGGGCAUUUAGGCCAUGUGGUGGGUUUGCACAUUGAUUGCACUUUGCUGGUGCUCUGGAAUGAGUUGGAAACUCCCAAACCUGCCAGAUAUGAUCAAGUUCAAGCCAAAAAACAGGGGGCAGAUGCAUGGGGUUCACAUUCUGUCUGUGGGCUAUGGUCCAACGCGCUCGGACAUUUGUGGAUUUGUCCCGAUCCUUCGAAUCCAAACCAGUGUUUCUAUGAAGAGGCUCCUCAAGAUGGUGGGUUUUUGCAUGGGAUUCUCAGGCCAACAAGCUACUUUUGCACCCAGGGCCUUGAAACAGUUUGGUGGUUUGGUGAUGUUUUCGCUGAAUCCGGAGAGCAUGGAACGGAUGAAGGAAAUCCGAAUGCAGUGCUUUGUGACAGUGAGUCGAAUUUGUGCUUUGCCUCCCACCCGCGUUUUUUGGUUUCACCAGAGUUGGCGCCGGAAGAAGACCGGUGGAGGCAAAGCCAUGAGGCCCAGGAUUCCAACGGGCCGAUUGGCCAGAUUCGUGUGCGACUUUCGGUGAAUUUGUCACUCAAAGUCCAAAUCUGCGCAGGUGGUGAUUGGGAUGAGAUUCGUGAUUUUCAUCGGCAACUUCCCAAGAUUGGGUGUCCGCUCCAAAUCCUGAGACUUGAUGGACUUGAUGGUUCGGAUUGCAUUGAUGCCUGGGGUACGAAGCCCGAGAACGGCGAGAAGGCGAAGGCUUCGUUCAGUCGAGAACGCGGCUUUUCGUUGCAGAAGACACUGGAGAUUCACAACAAAGGGGAGAUCUGGUACGCAGCCACCAUGGCUGGUGCGCCAAUGCCCAAGCUGACCCUUGAAGCUUCUGAAUGGAAAAUUCAGGAUUGUGCCCGCCCAAGUGUGGAGCUCACGCUGGAUGGUUUGCACAUGAACUCCAAGUACGAUUUGCACGUGGCACUAAUGAGUCGCAGCAUCCUUGAAUAUCGAGGUGUGAGUGUUGAAGUCAUCACAUGUGGCCAGAUCAGGACAUUCCCGGCGAUUCCAACGCUUUCCAACGUGUGGUAUUUCGUGAGCAAUGAUGGCGUGGCAGAGCCGUAUUGUGAACAGGAUCAGAUCACCUUGGAAAGCGAAUGGCGCAACAUGCAGUGCAGCGAGUCCCCAGAAUUCUUGGGAACAGCCCAAUUGAAACAGCAGUAUACAGUGGACCUCCGAAAGAUGACACAGACGUCCAAGAGGCUGACUGAGAGACAGGUGAUGCGCCGGCCUGUGAGCCUUGCUUCUGAUGCUCCUUUGGUGGAUGUUUGUUUGUGGCAACUGGUUAAAGAAUAUGGUGAACUGGUGGCAGCCCGGAGCAAGCUUCCUGGAAUUGAUGCCAGCCUCCUGAAUCUGGACAACACUGAGACCAUUGCCAAACUCCUGUUCCAUGGUGAGACGAAGGUCCUGCUUCGAGCAGAAUUUAUGGAGAUCGCAGAUGAAAUGGCAAAGUUUGAUGAGACCCAGCGCUUCUUGCGAGCCUUCGAAGAUCGUUCGUCCAACGGUUCCAACGGUUGUCUCUUGACUGAAGCCGUGCCAGACUUAAAGUCCUUGCCGCCAAUCAUCAGAUUGACAGAGAAUCUGGGCAAGCUGCCCUUUUUGGACCUUCAACCACAUUGCCACUCUUUGGUGGUGCGACAUCAGCUGCUCCAUUGCUGUUUGGUGGUGCGACAUCAGCUGCUCCAUCGCUGUUUGGUGGUGCGACAUCAGGAGCUCCAUCGCUGUUUGUUGGUGCCCUUCCACCAUCGCUGUUUGGUGGUGCGACAUCAGCUGCUCCAUCGCUGUUUGGCGGUGCAGGAUCAGGAGCUCCAUCGCUGUUUGGUGGUGCGACAUCAGGAGCUCCAUCGCCGUUUGUUGGAGCUCCAUCGCUGUUUGGUGGUGCGACAUCAGGAGCUCCAUCGCCGUUUGUUGGUGCCCUUCCACCUCCAUCGCUGUUUGGUCGUGCGACAUCAGGAGCUCCAUCGCUGUUUGGUGGUGCGACAUCAGGAGCUCCAUCGCUGUUUGGUGACCUUUUUCGACCGCAAUCGAGGUCUUUCCGAUGUGAAACAGGGGACAAGCGACGGCGAAGAUCGCGCAUCUCUCCUGUGUAAGAAGUUGGCCGCGUGCCAAGCGCAGCUGCGAAACUUGAGGCUUGAAGAAGUGGACGGGCUUAGUCUUUCCACUGCAACCGAGAAAGCCAAGACCUCUGCGGUCGAAUCCUUGCAGAUGAUUUCUCGAGCACUGGAGGCCACAUCCGUGUCACUUCCACCAGAAACUUCUCCGAAUGCUAUGCUUCACUUUGCCAAAACCAUCGCGCAGGAGGAAGACUUCCAACAAAAGGCUUCAGCAAGGCGCCAGGACUUUUGCGACGCUGUGACGGACUGCUGCACUUCCGCCACAGCCUUGUUGCGGCAGAUGAUUGGCGCAGCUCAGGCAGAUUUGGGGACCUUGGCUGAGCAUCUUCGUCUGGCGGAAAAACAUGAGAAACUUCUAUCAGAUCCUCCAGAUCAGCGAGAGCUACUCAGGCUGGAAGAUGAAUGCAUCAACGCCCGAGAUUUGCAUGCGGACAAUCUUGAGAAGGAAAGGCGCUUGGAAAGGGAAUACAGGACGGAACAGCGCCGUGGUAACGAUGCGGAGGCAACACAAGCUGCAUCUGCCGCAGUGCAGGAAGCCCAAACUGCAGUAGCUGCUAGCAGGAGAGUGGUCCAGCAAGCAGAACAAACUUUCCAUCGAAGACUCAUCGACUUCGUGCGGAUCAAACAAGCAGCCUGGGGCCUUCCAGAGUUGAGCGUCAACGUGGACGAUGAGCACCUAGAUGCUGUAGAUGUCUUGACUCCAGGGAGACGCUGUGCUGACUAUGAGCAGCUGAUGCCAGUUGCAGGGAGUCAAAAUACUAUCUUCACAGCCAUCUACAACGAUACGCCUUGCGUGCUGAAGGAACUUCGCUCCAUGACUCAAUCUGGAGCCUUGAGGAGAGAGGUCCUACAUCGGAAGAAGCUGAAACAUCCCUUGAUCGUUCCAGUCUUGGCAGCUUUCGAGGAGGAGGACAAAGGUAGAUCCAUUGCGUAUGUUCACAUGCCGCGAUAUUCGUGCAAUUUGGAGGAGUGGUGUACUUCUGAACAGUGCACUCUGCCAAAGAUGCGGCAAGUCCUGCGAGACUUGGUGCUGGUUGUGGCAUACGUCCACAGUCAGAAUGUGAUGCAUGGUGAUUUGAAGCCUUCAAACUUUCUCAUGGAUUCUGAAGAUCGGCCAUGUUUGACAGAUUUCGAAACCAGCCAGUGUUUGGACGCACAGUCACUGAACUCACGCAGAACAACUAUGGUGGUGGGAGCCACACAGGGUUUCAUGCCUCCAGAGUUUCCACAUCUGACGCCUGCAUCAGACAUCUACUCCUUGGGUUGCAUCUGUGACCAUUUGCUGAGCGGGCAGAAGUGGCCACAAAAUGGUGAGCAACAUAAGGCAAUUGCCAAGCUGGUGAAAAAGAUGCAAAGUCACCGCAAGGAGGAUCGGCCCACUGCCGUUGAGGUUCUAGAGCAGAUGACCGCUGCCAUGAAGGCCGAGAUGUCAGAGUCAGUGCCGGUCUACUGGAGAAAUGCCGGAGCCACCGGAGCCGCCGGAGCCAGCGGAAGCCACCUGGCGGACCUGACCUGUGAGGUCGGUAGGGAGGAGACGGCCGAGUGGCAGAAUGGACGAACGACCUUCCGUCAGCUGCAGGCGGCACUCAUGGAAACCGUACAUGAGAAAUGUUUGACAGAGUUCUUCGGACAGUCCUCACCCAGAAUCUCCUUUGUCAAGCGACUUGAGAAUCCACAGCUGUGGAAGCGCUAUUGCCUUGCCAAAGAGCAAGUGCAUGGGGCCAUGUUUGCGCCCAUCAGUCCUCCUGUCCGUCCGAGCUGUCCGGUAAUCGACUGGACCAGAAACGAGUACUGGCUGUGGCAUGGGACGCGAUAUAGCAACAUCGAUUCGAUAUUGAAAGAAGGCUUGGAUGAACAUUUGAGUCGCCUCGAAGGUUUGUAUGGUGCAGGGAUCUAUUUUUCCGACGAGGCCUGCAAGGCCUUGCAAUACUCCGAUUCGGGGGCGCAGUACUUGUUGUUCUGCCGAGUGGUCUUGGGAAGGCCGUACUACAGCAAAAACACCUUGCCAUCCAUGAGGAGUUUGAAAGAGCUGAAGAACCGGCAAGGCUUGCUGGAGACGCCAGAUGUAGAUGGACACCAUUCCGUGAUUGUCAACCCUGGUCCUGUGCAAAAUCAUCCCAGUCCAAGUGGGAAGCAGGUCCACCGUGAGUUUGUUGUAUUUGAUGGUGCUGCAGUUUACCCUGAGUAUGUGGUGGGGAUCAACCAAUGA
Messenger RNA from Cladocopium goreaui, 4494 nucleotides. The record is from the annotation of a GenBank genome assembly. Lineage: Eukaryota; Dinophyceae; Suessiales; Symbiodiniaceae.